Molecule: messenger RNA, 669 nt
Organism: Aphanomyces invadans
Lineage: Eukaryota; Oomycota; Saprolegniomycetes; Saprolegniales; Verrucalvaceae
Product: RdgB/HAM1 family non-canonical purine NTP pyrophosphatase
Exons: 1
Coding region: 30-605 (191 amino acids)
Biological process (GO): nucleoside triphosphate catabolic process
Cellular component (GO): cytoplasm
Molecular function (GO): nucleoside triphosphate diphosphatase activity
Source: RefSeq, a predicted model, not a curated record
UCUUUCGGGACCACCGACAGCGCACGAGGAUGGCGAAGCGUGUUGUGACCUUCGUGACCGGGAACAAGAAGAAGCUCGAAGAAGUGGUGGCCAUCCUCGGCACUGACUUCCCCUUUGAGGUGCGCAAUGUGUCGUUAGACCUUCCUGAGCUGCAAGGCGAACCUGAGUACGUGUCAGCGGAAAAGUGCCGCCUCGCUGCCGCCCAAGUGAACGGACCGGUAUUGAUCGAAGACACGUCGCUGUGCUUCAACGCCCUCGGAGGUCUCCCUGGCGUGUACAUUAAGUGGUUCUUGGAAAAGACUGGCCACGACGGCUUGAACAAUUUGUUGGCGGCAUACCCAGACAAAUCGGCGUACGCGCAGUGCAUCUUUGCAUUCCAAGAUUUCCACCAAGGAAAGCCUGUGAACGAACCCGUGUUGUUUGUUGGUCGCACACACGGCAAGAUUGUCCAGGCGCGGGGUAGCACGGACUUUGGUUGGGAUGCCGUGUUCCAGCCCGACGGGUUUGACCAGACUUUUGGCGAAUUGGACAAGUCCACCAAGAACACGAUCUCGCACCGGUACCGCAGCCUCGAAAAGCUGCGCGACUACGCAGCCAAGUUAUAAAUGUGGACACAACUAGUUCUCGCAUGGAAAGCCUGGUUCUUUCGUGUGUUGUUUGAAACCGCGU